GUCUGGUUUUACAAGGCGGGAUGCCCCCGAUAGGACCCCAAGUGACAAGACCGCAACAAGUGGCCUCGGCCCAAUGACAUUCAGGGAGGAUGGAGGCGUGCAAGUUGAGUGAACUCGUGUGGAUCCUCCUCCUGCUGUGGGCUCUACCGCACAGGACAACUGCCCAGAGGCGCAACGGACGCAGGAACAACUACAAGUUGUACGAAGAUGGAUCAAAUGCAGCUCGCCCGUGCUCCCUGGAGGUGGCCUUCAUCCUGGACAGCUCCGAGAGUGCCAAAAUCUUCCUGUUUGAGAAGCAGAAGGCGUUCGUGCUGGGCUUCAGUACACGUCUGUCCAUGCUGCAGGUCGCCGGCUGGACGCUGAGCGUGCAAAUGGCCGCCCUGCAGUACAGCAGCUCAGUGUCCGUGGAGCAGCGCUUCUCGGCGUGGACGAACCUGGACGCCUUCCACGGCCGAGUCAGCGUCAUGAGCUACAUCGGCCACGGCACGUACACCACAUACGCCAUCGGAAACGCCACCGAGCUCCUGGUGAACGAGACCCCGGAGGACGGCGUUCGCGUGGCCGUGUUGAUGACGGACGGCGUGGACCACCCGCGGAACCCCGACGUGAUAGCGGCCGCCGCCCAGGCCAGGAACCACGGCGUGAUAAUGUUCACGGUGGGGCUGUCCGACAUCGCCCAGCGGGGGGCCAACAGCGCCAAACUGAGGGCCAUUGCCAGCGCGCCCGCUCAGCAGUUUGUGCAUAGCCUCCAAGACCCCCAGCUAGAACAGAAGCUGCUCAAAGAGAUGGGCGCAGUAGUAUUACAAGAGUGUCCGGAAGCUCAGGUGUGUUUGUGUGAAAGAGGAGAGCCAGGCCCACCAGGAGCUCAGGGGCGAAAAGGAGAUCCGGGUUUCAGAGGGCCGCCUGGUCCCAAAGGAACCAGGGGGGAGACCGGCGUGGACGGCCGACCAGGAAGCGACGGCCGUGAGGGACGUUCGGGUUUCAAGGGCAGCAAGGGGGAGAGAGGAGACUGUGGGCCUCCUGGGGGAAAAGGUGACCCGGGUUUUCAGGGGCCUCUCGGACCACAAGGACCAAAGGGAAAACAGGGUGAAAUUGGACCACCUGGAGACAUUGGCCCCGAGGGACCAACAGGACAAAAAGGUGACAGAGGACCAAGCGGUAAUACUGGACCACCAGGGGACUUUGGGAUUGGAUUCCCAGGAGCCAAGGGGGAAAAAGGCAACCAGGGAAGACCAGGACCAACUGGUCCAGUUGGUAUCGGAGAACCAGGACUACCAGGUCCUCUUGGACCACCUGGAACUCAAGGAAACCCGGGAUCGCCCGGAGAGGGACAGCCAGGACCCAAGGGGGAUCGAGGAUUCGAAGGACCCCGGGGGAAUCGUGGGCUACCUGGCAUCGGGUUCAAAGGCGACAAGGGGAGCCUCGGCCCACCUGGGUUGCCAGGUCCAGUCGGCGCUUCCGGUGUCGGAAUCCAAGGAGAAAAGGGUGAUCAAGGCCCGCCUGGACCCGUAGGCCCCAGAGGAGGUCCAGGUGUGGGAAUAACGGGACCUAAGGGAAAUCAGGGAUUCUCUGGAGUACCGGGACCACCCGGUGAGAGAGGUGUGGGAGUGCCAGGUCCAAAAGGAGACGUGGGAGCCGAGGGCCUACCAGGCAUACCAGGUCAGCCGGGAGAGGACGGGACCCCUGGGCAAAAGGGUGACAUCGGGUUUCCGGGGCCCAGGGGACCAGAUGGCAGUCCUGGUAAAGGGGCCCCUGGAGAGAAGGGAGCCAGAGGGGACCGAGGUACCAGGGGCCAGCCAGGCGCUGUUGGUCCCGUGGGGCCAGCAGGGGCAAAGGGGGAUCCAGGAUUUAUCGGGUCACCUGGUGCACCUGGACAACCAGGGAGGGGGUUACCGGGUGCCAAGGGAGAUCCAGGCCCACAAGGUCUCGCUGGAGCUGUAGGCGAGCCAGGGCAUGGUAUCACUGGACCCAAGGGUGACAGAGGCCCACCGGGGUCUUCUGGGUUACCUGGGGGUAAAGGUGAAGGCUUUCCAGGCCCUCCGGGUCCUCCGGGACGUCUUGGCUUGACGGGAGAGACUGGAGCAGAUGGUGUAGGCCUACCUGGAGCAAAGGGAGAAAGAGGCCUACCUGGACCUUCUGGAGCUGCAGGACCACCAGGAAUUGUACUCCAAGGGCGAAAGGGUUCCAUUGGCGUGAUCGGACCUCCGGGUCCACAGGGUCCCCCAGGAGAGGGCAUCCAAGGACAAAAGGGGGAGUCUGGAUUUCAGGGGAUCCCCGGCCCAAGGGGACCUGCUGGAGUCGGACUACCGGGUGAUAAGGGUGACCGAGGAUUUGCUGGUGAGAAAGGGAAAAAGGGAGAUAGAGGGACGGCUGGAGAACCAGGAGUUACCGGACCUUUGGGUAGAGUCGGACAAAAAGGAGAACCUGGACUUACGAGGGAAGAAAUCAUCAAAAUUGUGCGAUCCAUCUGCAAUUGCGGGGUGACGUGCCGCCAGAGCCCCCUGGAGUUAGUCUUCGUCAUCGACAGCUCAGAAAGUGUGGGACCCGACAACUUUGAAGUGGUCAAGGACUUCGUGAGCGCCUUGGUGGACCGGGCGUCGGUUGGCCAGGACACCACCCGGGUGGGCUUGGUGCUCUACAGUCACAUCAAUGUAGUUGUGGUCAGCCUCAGCCAGGAUGCAUCGCGAGACCAGGUGAAGGCGGCGGUGCGCUCCAUGACCUACCUGGGCGAGGGCACCUUCACGGGCAGUGCGGUCCACCAGGCCAGCAGGUUGUUCCGGGCGGCCCGGCGGGGUGUCAGGAAGGUGGCCGUGGUCAUUACUGACGGACAGGCCGAUAAGAGGGAUUCGGUCAGUCUGGAGAGUGCAGUGAGGGAGACCCGGGCGGCUGAGAUCGAGAUGUUCGUGAUCGGGGUUGUGAACACCAGCGAUCCACUUUUUGGAGAGUUCAAGAAGGAGCUGGAUGUCAUGGCCUCGGAACCCGACGCAGACCACGUGUACCUCAUCAACGACUUCAAAACGCUGCCAGCCCUGGAGCACAAACUCCUGAGCAACAUUUGCGAGGACAGCAGUAGCGUUCUUUUCAGCUCGCUCCCGAAUGGCAGACUUCCUCUGGGACGCCCCGAGGGCGCAGGUAGUGACGUCCGGCAGCCUCCCUGGACCAGAACCAACAUGGACACGCCCACAUUCAUGGGAGACUUCCGCCGGGUUCAGAUGACGCCCCGUCCACGAGAAUCUCAUCCCGAUAGACAAGCGACCACUCCGAGACCGAAAGUGGACGACCGGAGCUCGUCGGAAACGCAGAGGCUUCCGUUCUUUGAGAGAACGCUUUUGAGACCGGACGGCAAGACCCCCACCCGACACUCGGCCAGGACGGGAGUCAACGGGCCCACUGCUCCCACCGUCAAGACGCCGCUUUCAGCGCCACAGGUCACCCCCGAGCUGUGCAACGCGCCAUUGGACCCUGGCCCGUGCCGAGACUAUGUGGUGCGCUGGUACUACGACUCCGAGGCCAACGCAUGCGCUCAGUUCUGGUUCGGAGGUUGCCGCGGUAAUGCCAACCAGUUUGACAGCGAGAAGAGAUGCAAACAAACCUGCGUCCGGGUCUAACCUCAACGUAAUACAGACUCUAUAUGUCAUCACCACCAUCAUCAUCAUUAGAAUGACAAUAAUAAUCUUCAUUGUAAAGGUGCUUUUGUGUAUAAAAAGCAUGACGUAAAUAACAUUUGAAUUAUUACCAAAGAGGAGAAAAGUUAUGUCUGUGAUGUUACUUAACGUACUUGAAUACUUUUAAACACUUAACUUUUUAUACGUUAUAUUUUUGUAAUGUUUCUUUAAAUCUGUGUAA
Messenger RNA from Phycodurus eques (leafy seadragon), 3846 nucleotides. It is a transcript of the gene col28a1b, whose product is annotated as collagen, type XXVIII, alpha 1b. Lineage: Eukaryota; Metazoa; Chordata; Actinopteri; Syngnathiformes; Syngnathidae. Gene Ontology annotation, molecular function: serine-type endopeptidase inhibitor activity. The record is from RefSeq and is a predicted model, not a curated record. Bases 90 to 3608 code for a protein of 1172 amino acids. The transcript is spliced from 35 exons.